CCCCUGUGUGCAGCGUCUCUCCCGGCCGUCACCAUGUCGUCGCACGCCUGGCUGGACUCGCUGACCGAGGACUGGGUGUCCGAGCGAGGAUCCUCGCCCGCGCCGCUCCCUCUCGUCAAGUCGACCAAGAAGAGCCAGCCGUCGCCGUCGCCGAAAAUCACACCGAGCCGCAUCCCGCGCUGGAGGCAUCCGGGCGUCGUUGCGCCGCCGCCGCAGGACAAGAGCAUGACGAUUCUCGAGGGCGAUCGAAGCUCCGAGGACAACAAGUCGCCCAAAAGACGCCUGCUCAAGUUCGCAAAGGAUCGCAAGUCGUCGCACAAAGGCCAUGUAGGGCGCUCCGUCUCCUCAACAACGGGCUCCGUCGUGGUGCACAAGAACGCCCGGCAGCGAACGCCUGCCGCGCCGGGGCGAUCCGACACGCCUGAGUGGAAGCGACGAUUGGUGCACGGCAAGCUUGGAUAUGGCGAGCAGCGCGACCUGUUUAGUUCGGCAGCUGUCGGCCUGCAGGACAUGUUCAGGCCGCCGCCGUCAAGUGAUGCCGACGUCGACUCGCCCUCUCCCAAUCUCGACUCUCCAUCCCCCAAUCUCGAAUCUCCAUCGCCCAAUUUCGAACCUCCCUCUCCUAUGCCUACGCAAAACGACCCGACGAAUACCGCGAAAUCCGAACAGGAGCUGAACGCUGACGAGGAGGAGGAGGAGGAGGACAGCAUCUUCUCCAACAAUCAGGUCACACCGAGCCCGAGCCCUAGGAGGCCCCCGCGGGAGGUCAAGUACAAGCUCAAUGUUGAGGACGACCAAGACGACCACUCAGAUGCAUCUUUUCUGAGUAGCCAUAGCCCUCAAGAGGCAGCCGAUCAAGACGAUAGUUAUCUCGCCAUCCCUUCCUUGGUUGACGGCACAUCUAGAAAAGCCAGUGGCCAGAGCUAUACGCGAAACGAAGACUUCAGCCCCAUUCUGAUCGGCAAGCGCAGCGACGAGGACGGAAAGGUCGAGUUUACCCCUCUUGAGAUGCCCACGGAAGAGCUGCGAGAGAGGCUUGAACGACUACAACUCAACCAGAUGAUUCUGGAUCCUUCGCACAAUGCCUCCGAGAGCGCAGUGGACGCGAAGCCUUCAAACGGCGAGUCUGGUGACGAUUCCUCGAUCAAAUAUCAUUUUGACACCUCUUAUGGGAGCAAUGAUUCGCCCGAGGGGUCUCUGCAGCACCAUAGCCUGAGUCCUGAUAUCGGCGAGGACUGGUCCGAACUGCUGCCCGAGGAUUCAAUGCAGGCCAGCACGCCCAAACAGUUCCCGACCCUUCGGACGCAGGACGCCGAUUCGAACGUGCUCGAUUCCUUCUUCGAUAGCCCCAACGUGCCUCACGCACCGUUUCCAAGCCCUGACAAGAGGCAAAUCCGCGAGACGAGCACCCAAUCCAACACGAGCCCCCUCAAGCUAUUUGGGCCCUACGAUACGUUUACCAACGAGACCUUGAUGCGGCGCAUCAGUCAGUUUGAAGAGAGCUUGUCUGGUAUGAACUCGCGAGGAGAUGUUUCGCCUACUACGCCCAGCCGCGACCCUAGCAAGAAACGAGUCGAUCGCAACUCCGGAGCGACGAGGUAUGUCAGCCAUUUUGGGGCUGGUGAACUGGAAGGGUAUGAAUUCACCAACGACUUGUCUCACUCGCCCGCCGAGCAUUCCAGCCUCCUUUUCAAGGAGAAGACGACCCCGUUACAUCCUCCCUUGGCCGCCAAGGGCCCCCUCAAGCUCGUUCCUCCGUCAUCUUGGCUCCACGAAGACGUCUCGCUGCAUGUCCGCAGGAGCCGUCGCAAGAGCAAUUCGCAGACUCCCUCGGUCGAUGCUGGUGUUGAAUACGAUUCCAUGUCUAGCUCACCGGACGACUCCGUCAGCUCACAGGAUGAAGCCUACGACGAGUCCUGGGCCGCAAAGCGGGAUUACGGAUCCGAAGGCAAGCGGCCCAGAGCGACUCCCUCCAAGCACCCGACACCAAAGCGCCGACGAACGCUUCAUCGCUCCGAUAUCGCAUUUGGCAGUGAGGGUCGCAAGUCAAUCGUGCCAAAGCUACCUCGUCCUGGAUCCAAAGUGCGGAGGCGCUCUCAGACGGAUCGCGCAAACUCCAUCGAUCUUCAAGAUGGAGACCAAAUGCCUAGGCGGCAGUCCCAAUCGUCGGCUCACACCUCAAGGUCGGUUCAGGAUGACGUCUCUCAGGGGAGGCCGCGUCGCUCGCCAACGAGGUCGUCGAUUCAGGAAGAAGAUGAGCCGGACAGCCCGGGUACCACUGGCGAGCGCAAACCAUCGAUACGGACCCAGGAUUUUGUAGACCAAGCUGCUCAGAUCAUGGCCAUGAUUCGCAACCAGGUCAGCCAGCCCGGGCUCUCUAGUCUGGAGGAAUCUGAGCUGGAGAUUGGUGGGGUUGCCACGCAGAAUGCUACAAUGGAGGAGUCCGACGGAUCAACGGCCGAGCCCUUUUCGCGACCGCCCAGUCGGGACGGGAAGCCGAUUCCCAGACAGGCGCGACAGCAAGAGGACCCCGAACUCGUGAAACGGCUCAAGAAAUACCAGGAGAUGAGUGACAUGGGUGACGUUGUUUCAUCCUCAAUGAGGUCCAUGAACCUUGCAAAGGACGCAAUCCGCGCGGCGAAAGAAGUUGAACGCAUGGUCGACCGAGCCAGCCGCAUUCGAAGCAGUGGGGGCGGCGGCGGCGGCGGUUCGAAUUAUGAUUCUGCGAGUGAAACGACGAGCCCGGUUCAUGACUUGUUUUCCAGCGCCUCUGCCCGCUCUACCAGCCACCUGUUUCCCACCUCUUCGUCUCGAGGCUCUGAGUCGCGCAAAGUCAUUGCCCCUGAGAGCGUUUCUCACCUGAUUCCGGACAAGAUUGGCGGCAUGUACCUGGACAAGCAGAACAACAUCUGGAUCCGAAACAAGGACUCCAAAGCUUCUCUGACGUCCCACCAUUCAGGGUCCGACGACAGCGAGGAAGACCCGUUUGCAAACAUCCCGGAUCUGUCCGUCGACAUGACGGAGGAGAUGCAGCAUCUGAAGCAGACGCCUCGGGGUCGCGAAAGUAUGGCGAGCAGCAAGGGCAAGACCUCUCGCCAGAGUUCGGCCCAGACGCACUCGCUCAAAAGCUAUACGACUCUGGCAGCUUACGAGCCGCUUGACCCUGAGGUAGCGGCAAGGGCCAGAGGGGAGAUUGAGAAGCUCGAUGCUCAACCCGGUGAAGGCUCCAAGAGCGCCGACGACGGAGGAAGCCGCUUGCCUGUUCUCAAGGCCAAGACAAGCAGCGAUGGGCUGUCAUCGAAGCGUCGCAAUAUCACGAUAUCCUUCACUUCGCCCAUUGCCUCCAUCAUCCUGGGCGUGCUUCCUGAGGAUAUAGAAGGCUUGGAAGACGACCCCGUGCCUGGUGAAUCAUCUGAGUCGCCUCCGCUCCACUCCACUCCCUUUCGCGGCUCCAAGGGCAUUUCGCAAGACUCUCUGCGGACCAUCCGCGCGACGUCCAUGUCGUCUGGCAAGUUUACGCCCAGACCAGUCUCGCGAAUUGACGAGCAGGACGAGGAGAGCACGGUGGAGCUGCCAAAUCAGAAUCGCAAUAGGGGCCAGAGCCAGCAGCAAACACCAGCCAAUGACCGCCAUUACAGCUUUAUUGGUGACAAUACGAUGAUGAGUCUCAAGUCGCUGGAAGGGGGCUCGGGUUUCGGGUUCCUCAUGAGCACUCCGGCGCACGCUGCCGUCUCGCUGAAGGCUGAUGACAGUCUCAUGAUUGGCCGCAAUGUCGGAAAGCUGUCGCUGAGCCCGCUCUCCGAGUUUUCGAUGAACAACCACGACAAGUCGUUCGGGCUCGAGGUGAGCUAUGUCAUGGGACAGAGACGAAUGGCAACGGGCGACGGCUCCAAGAAGGUCAUGUCCAUGACGCUGCGUUACCUUGUGGAAAAGCUGUCCGAGGCGCAGCCGCACGAGCCGUACUGGGAGGAUAUGACCUCUCUCACUCUCCAAGACAAGCAGCUAACCAGCCUGCACGGCCUCAACAAGCUUUGCUCCCGAAUCACCACGCUGGACGUGUCAAAGAAUUCGCUGGGGCAUCUGGAGGGUCUUCCCGAAGGCGUGCGACAGCUCAAGGUGUCGAACAACAUGCUGACGGAGCUCACGUCGUGGGACCAUCUCAUUCAUCUGCAGUACCUGGACAUCUCCAACAACCAAGUCAAGAGCUUGUCGGCGUUGAAGAGGCUGAUUCACCUGCGGAGCUUGCGGGCGGAUAACAAUCUGCUGACAAGCCUUGAUGGGCUGGAUUCCCACGAUGGCCUGCUCAACCUGAGGGCUCGCCACAACCUGAUUGAAGAGCUUGACUUUUCGAACAUUGAGUGGGGGCGCUUGACGGAACUCGACGUGGCGUCGAAUAAGAUUUCGUCGGUCAAGGGUCUUGAUCUGCUGCCUUCGCUUUCCCAUUUGGACAUUUCUGACAACCACCUCGAGACGCUCGUGUUUGACAAGGCCAACAGGACGCUGCGGAAGCUCGACAUUAGCGAUAAUGAUCUUGAGGACUUGGACAUUCGACAUCUGGUUAGUCUGCAGACGCUCCACGCUGAUCGGAACCGCAUUAGCCACAUCUCUGGCUUUCGCCACGUCCGCCGGAUCGACAGCCUCUCUUUGCGAGAACAGCGCGGCGACGCGCCGCUUGAUUUGAGCUUCUUGAUCAGUGCCUGUGAGAUACGCAAGCUGUUCCUGUCUGGAAACUACCUGGGCUCGUUCCAGCUACAGGCCGACUUCCUCAACUUGCAGCUGCUCGAGCUGGCAAACUGCGGCCUGGAGGUAUUGCCCGACGAGUGUGGGCAGCUAAUGCCAAAUCUGCGAACGCUGAAUCUCAACUUCAAUGCCAUACGGGAUCUGUCAUCCUUGCGAUUCAUCCCGCGACUGAAGAAGCUGCUCGCGGCCGGGAACCGACUCUCCGACACGGUGGCGGUGACGGAGCUGUUGACCGACUUUCCUCACCUCACGGAACUGGAUCUGCGGGACAACCCCAUUACCCAGGGCUUCUACCCUCCGGUCCAGAUGCUCAUCAGCCCGGACAAGAUGGGCAGCGCCGACUCAUUUGUGAUGCCAGACGCGGAUAUGGAGAGAGACGAGACUUUUGCGAAGCGCCUGGACGAGACUACAAGGCUCCGUCGCCGUCUUCACGAGGUGGUAUACGUGGCUAGCUGCAAACGCCUCCGCAGACUGGACGGCCUGGUCAUUGUUAGGGAGAAGACGCUGGCCAAAGAUGCGCUCUUGCAAAGGCUCAUUGACGAUGGGCUCGUACCAGAGCUGGAGGACACGCUGAUUGGUGAGUCCGAAUCGGCACAGCAACACAACGGAGGAGCGGCUCCAUCGCCGUCAAUCAGCACGACUUAGGGGCCUGCUGAAGAAAGUGGCGAACUGGUCAAGUACAGCCAGUGGUACGCAGAGGACAGUUUUGCCUAGGGCAUAU
Molecule: messenger RNA, 5461 nt
Organism: Trichoderma citrinoviride
Lineage: Eukaryota; Fungi; Ascomycota; Sordariomycetes; Hypocreales; Hypocreaceae
Exons: 3
Coding region: 34-5385 (1783 amino acids)
Molecular function (GO): protein binding
Source: RefSeq, a predicted model, not a curated record